AUGGAGCAGCACUACCAGAAACUUAAUAGGAGUACACUGAAGGAUCUCCUGGCAGUCCAACGACAAGUGACCAGUAAGAAAUUGAAAAACACUUUGAUUGCAGAACUAAUGGAGAGUGACUGUGCCAGCAACUCCUCUUUGGGAGGCUCAGAAGACUCGGACUUCCAGUGCGAA
Messenger RNA from Pelobates cultripes (western spadefoot toad), 174 nucleotides. The record is from the annotation of a GenBank genome assembly. NCBI's taxonomy places the organism in Eukaryota, Metazoa, Chordata, Amphibia, Anura, Pelobatidae.